This is a messenger RNA of Tarenaya hassleriana, 870 nucleotides long. RefSeq names its product 60S ribosomal protein L13a-2-like. The transcript has 4 exons. Gene Ontology annotation, molecular function: structural constituent of ribosome; mRNA binding. Bases 71 to 691 code for a protein of 206 amino acids. Lineage: Eukaryota; Viridiplantae; Streptophyta; Magnoliopsida; Brassicales; Cleomaceae. Gene Ontology annotation, cellular component: cytosolic large ribosomal subunit; ribosome. Gene Ontology annotation, biological process: negative regulation of translation; translation. The record is from RefSeq and is a predicted model, not a curated record.
UGCAACUCUCGCUUCAGCGGUUGCGCCGGAGGAGAAGGUCGUAGUCGCCGCCAAGAGGUCCAAGCGAAAAAUGGUGUCUGGUUCUGGGGUAUGCGCGAAGCGCGUUGUGGUGGACGCGCGUCACCACAUGCUCGGACGCUUGGCGUCGAUCGUGGCCAAGGAGCUGCUCAAUGGGCAGAAGGUGGUGGUCGUCCGGUGCGAGGAGAUAUGUCUCUCCGGCGGACUUGUCCGACAGAAGAUGAAGUACAUGCGUUUCCUCCGCAAGCGCAUGAACACCAAGCCCUCCCACGGUCCGAUCCACUUCCGUGCUCCGUCCAAGAUCUUCUGGCGAACUGUCCGUGGAAUGAUUCCCCACAAGACGAAGCGAGGAGCUGCGGCACUUGCCCGCCUGAAGGUGUUUGAAGGUGUCCCUCCUCCUUAUGACAAGACGAAGAGGAUGGUCAUCCCAGAUGCUCUCAAGGUAUUGAGGCUUCAAGCUGGUCACAAAUACUGCCUGUUGGGUCGCCUUUCCUCUGAGGUUGGGUGGAAUCACUAUGACACCAUCAGGGAAUUGGAGAAGAAGAGAAAGGAGAGGUCUCAAGCGGUAUACGAGAGGAAGAAGCAGCUCAACAAGCUCAGGGCUAAAGCCCAGAAGACUGCAGAGGAGAAGCUUGGUUCUCAGCUUGAUGUCCUCUCCCCCGUCAAAUACUGAUUCCUUUUUUCUGUUUCUUCUAUCUUCAGAUUGUAUCCCCUUUUUCCUUUGCAUGUUCCAUCGAAUUUUUGAGCUAGGUUUUGUACGAGACACUUGGAAAUGCUGCCGAUUUAGGUGGGACCUAAUCCUCUGAGUUCAUUAUAGACUCGCUCUUAGAUAUAUGAUAUAUGCCUUCGCCA